ACUGAAUAAUGAUUAACCCACUCAGAUUAUGUAGCACAUUGCCCGUUUCCGGGUGUCGAGGUGAACUCGCAGCAUAACAAGUCGUGUGCGCUGCGCUUUGGGGGAUGGACACGCUGGUUGUGGAUUUCCGGGUGUUUCUCGUUGUGAUUUCGAGCAUCAGCGAAGGAAUCAAGCGCGAGCGUUUCCCAGUCGUUGAGUGGUCGACUGCGAGCGCGCGAGCGCGCGUGUGAACGAUCAGUUGCCAGGCUGGUUUGUUUUUGUUUGUCUUUAUUCCGGUCACUCGGGCCGUUUGUGCGUUUUCUUCACGGAGGGGGGUGUGUUGCACAUUGAUUUGAACAGACCUGAGAGGAGAAAGAAGCCUUCGUUUGAAGAUUCAGUGUCAGGCGGGCUCUGGUAAAGGCUGUGGUGGAAUGAGCAGUGUGUGUGUGUUGAAGAGGAAAGCAGUGCUCUGGCAGGAUUCAUUCAGCCCCCACCAUAGAAGUACAUCUCCCAGUAUGCCCGUGGUGCUGAGCAGCGGAGGACAUGCCCCUCCAACUGGGCAGACCCCUCAGGCCACCCCGCCAAGCCAGCAGGGUGUGGCGGGAGCUGGACGUUCCCAGGAUGAUGCCAUGGUGGACUACUUCUUUCAGCGACAACAUGGCGAACAGCCUGGCAAACACCGCUGGCCCACUGGAGACAACAUCCAUGACAGCCAGGUUCGGUCCAUGGAUGAGCUGAACCAUGACUUCCAGGCUCUGGCUCUGGAGGGACGUGCCAUGGGAGAGCAGCUGCUAACUGGGAAGAAGUUCUGGGAAACAGAUGACUCUGGUAAAGAUGGACCUAAAGGGAUCUUCUUGGACCAAUGGAGGGACAGUGCAUGGGGUGCCUCAGAUCACUCUGUAUCGCAGCCAAUCAUGGUUUCCCGUCGUCCAGGGCAGGGUUUUCAUGGAGGUAGUGAGGUCGGGGUGGGCUCAGUGAUGUCACCACGGUCUGAGAGUGGAGGGUUGGGAGUUAGCAUGGUGGAGUAUGUCCUCUCCUCCUCGCCAGCUGACAAACUGGAUUCCUGCCUGCGAAAAGGACCCUAUAGGGAUGGCGAGGUGGAGGAGGAGAAGAGGGAGAAGCCAAAGGCAACGUUUGAGGGGGAGAAACUGAAAGAGUUAACAGAAAAUGAAGCAGAUGUCAUCAGCGACGUCAUCAAUCCUAAUGGGCUGCCUGUGCAAAAUGGCCUGGAUGUGGAUGUCAAAGAGUUUGGUCGUCCUCAAGUAAAUAUGCCGGCCCCUGGCCCUGAGGGGGAUCUGCUUGGAGGUCCUGGAGGUGUAGGGGCUGAGGGCCUGGCGCCUCUUGGUGGUGGAGGGCCUAAGCCCCCUGAGGACUUCUCAGGUGUAGAACAGGGUGGGGUCACCAUGGACCAUAUAGAGUCAGUUAUGGAGCCGCUUCAGUUUGACUACAAUUCUCAGAUGCCCAUGGACUCUGCACCCACUGUGGGUCUGUUUGAUUACACUAAUCAGCAGCAGCUGUUUCAAAGAAACAACGCCCUUGCAGUGCAGCAGUUAACAGCAGCCCAGCAACAGCAGUAUGCCUUGGCAGCAGCACAGCAGCCUCAUAUUGGUCUGGCCCCAGCAUUUGUGCCCAAUCCUUACAUUAUUAGUGCAGCUCCACCAGGGACAGACCCGUAUGCAGCUGGGCUUGCAGCAGCGGCUACACUUGGUCCAGCAGUGAUGCCUCCCCAGUACUACGGCGUGACGCCCUGGGGGGUCUACCCUGCCAACCUUUUCCAGCAGCAAGCUGCUGCAGCCAACAACUCGGCUAAUCAGCAGGCGGCUGGCCAGGGCCAGCAGAAUCAACAGCAGGUGAUGCGUGCUGGGGGCAAUCAGCGACCUCUGACCCCCAGUCAAGGUCAGCAGGGCCAGCAGAAUGACCAGCUGGUUGCGGCAGCAGCCGUUAACUCAGCCCUUGCCUUUGGACAGGGGUUGGCAGCAGGGGUUCCAGGAUACCCAGUUCUGGCUCCAGCAGCAUAUUAUGAUCAGACAGGAGCCCUGGUGGUCAACACUGGCGCUAGGAGUGGCCCAGUGCGCCUCAUGGCCCCUGCUUCUGUAAUAAUAUCUCCAUCUGCAGCACAAGCAGUUGCUGCAGCUGCAGCUUCUGCAGGUGGCGCUAAUGGCGGUCUUGGCAGUGGUGCCAACGGGCCGUUUCGUGCCAUGACGUCCCAACAGCCACAACAGCAGGGUGGUCCUGGCGGUGCUCUGGGAGGGAGCUCCUUCUAUGGAUCGUCCUCCCUCAGCUCUUCCUCUCAGAGCUCUUCUCUCUUCUCACAAGGCUCCGCUCAACCUGGGCCAGGAUCGGCCUCCUUGGGCUUCAGCCAGCCUGCUUCCUCGUCCCUCGGUGCCACUCUGGGGGCCACGCUGGGAGGAUUUGGGACUGCAGUGGCAAACUCGAGUGGUGGCAGCGGUUCCAGACGGGACUCCUUGACAGGCAACAAUGAGUUAUACAAACGCACACCAUCCAGCCUCACCCCAAUUGGCCAUGGAGGCUUCUACAAUGGCACCUUGGGCUUCAGUCCUUCCCCUGGACCUGUGGGCAUGCCGCUACCUAACCAAGGACCCUCCCAUUCUCUCACUCCCCCUCCUUCCCUGUCUAAUCACAGCUCCUCAUCCAACCUCAACCUUGGAGGCCUGACCAACGGCAGUGGACGUUUUAUCUCCGCCGCCCCAGGAGCGGAGGCCAAAUACCGCAGCGCGGCCAGCUCAGGUUCCUCUCUCUUCUCACCCAGCAGCCAGCUGUUCCCUUCAUCACGACUACGCUACGGCAUGUCAGAUGUGAUGCCAUCGGGCCGAAGCCGUCUGCUGGAGGACUUCAGAAACAACCGCUACCCCAACUUGCAGCUCAGAGACAUCGCCAGCCACAUCAUGGAGUUCAGCCAGGACCAGCAUGGCAGCAGGUUUAUCCAGUUAAAAUUGGAGCGAGCCAGUUCAGCGGAGCGCCAGCUUGUCUUCAGCGAAAUACUUCAGGCCGCGUAUCAGCUCAUGGUGGAUGUCUUUGGAAAUUAUGUCAUCCAGAAGUUCUUUGAGUUUGGCAGCCUGGACCAGAAGCUGGCUCUGGCAGAGAGGAUUCGAGGUCAUGUGCUGUCUCUGGCCCUGCAGAUGUACGGCUGCAGGGUGAUUCAAAAGGCUCUCGAGUUCAUUCCUUCAGAUCAGCAGGUCAUUAGCGAGAUGGUGCGGGAGCUGGAUGGCCAUGUGCUAAAGUGUGUGAAGGACCAGAACGGUAACCAUGUUGUGCAAAAGUGCAUUGAGUGUGUGCAGCCUCACGCGCUGCACUUCAUCAUCGACGCCUUUAAGGGACAGGUAUUUGCCCUCUCUACUCACCCCUAUGGUUGCCGAGUCAUCCAGCGCAUUCUCGAACACUGCCUUCCUGAACAGACGCUGCCUAUACUAGAGGAGCUGCAUCAACACACAGAGCAGCUAGUGCAGGACCAAUAUGGUAACUAUGUGAUCCAACACGUUUUGGAACAUGGCCGAGCUGAGGACAAGAGCAAGAUAGUGGCUGAGAUCCGAGGCAAUGUACUGGGACUUAGCCAGCACAAGUUCGCCAGUAAUGUGGUGGAGAAGUGUGUGACCCAUGCGUCGCGGGCAGAACGGGCCUUACUCAUAGACGAGGUGUGCAGUCUGACUGAGGGCCCCCACAGUGCCUUAUACACCAUGAUGAAGGACCAGUACGCCAACUACGUGGUGCAGAAGAUGAUUGACGUGGCUGAGCCCACCCAGCGCAAGAUCGUAAUGCACAAGAUUCGGCCCCAUAUUUCCACCCUGAGGAAGUACACUUAUGGGAAACACAUCCUGGCCAAGCUAGAGAAGUAUUACAUGAAGAACGGCGUUGACCUGGGCCCUCUCUGUGGCCCUCCUAACGGCAUAAUGUAAACAGAUCCUCCCACACCCAGGAAUCAUGAGUACCAACCGGUUACGCCUCUCUUUUGUUUUUUUACCCCCCCACUCCCCCAAAAUGCUGUGAUGCCUACCGGCACCGACCUCCUCUUUUUGCCGGACCCUUCCCGUUAUCAUACACACUUCCUUCCACCACUGAAUUCUACUUACUGAGGUUGCCGAGUACCCAUUUCCAUGGCAACCCUUCAGCCUUAGAUUUUGUGAGAUUUUUGUUGCAUUGCUGCCACUCGAGCCCAGGCCUGCUGAACCAGGGGAAAGAGGGCUGGGAGUGGAGAGUGAGACUUGUUCCACUUAUCGCCCCACUCCUAUUUCUUUUUUUUUUUCUUUAUCCAUUUGAUUUUAUUUCUUCCAUUUUCUCUUCUCAUCCUUUCUGAUGAACUUAAGUCAUUUUCACUUUUGCUACUGCUAAUGCCCCCCACCCUUUUCCCGUUUUUGCUAUUUACCACUAUGAGAUGGACGAGUAUUUAAUUUGUCUGAAUUCACAGAAUCAUAGACGAAUACACACACAUGCCAUCAGCUAACCAGCAGACAGAUCAUUUAGCAUGGGAGAUUCGUUUUCUGGUCUUGCUUCUAUAAAUAUAACGUGUAUACUUGGUGUAGACCUUUGCAUAUAUAUAUAUAUAAAUAUAUAUAUAAAACUUUGUAGUUUUUCUGGUUUUUGAUGUUGAAUCUGUAUCUAUAAUGUAUCCUAGUAGUGACCACAUACUUCUGACUGUAUAAUUGUACAUUUGUAAACCCUUGUAAUGUAAAAGUGCUUUACCACCCUUUUUGGUAUGAGAAGAAAAAGGAAAAAAAGCUCACUCUUAAAAAAAAAAAUCUUAGAAAAAACCUGUGCAUUUCAGUGUAUAUUCUCACCUCCUUGGUUGUGACAUAAGUUGUUGUAUAUUGUAAAUUGUAAUAUCAAAUUUUUGUUUUGAAAAGCCCUUUCUAUACAGCGUAGUACUUGUACAAAGAUUCGCCACGCUUGGUUUUAUCUUGUCACUGCUUAACUUAAGACGAUGAUUUUUUUUCCCCCACAGACUCCAAAUUGGACAUUUUCUGUUAGACUUAACCGUGUCUUCUUCUUUGUUUUUUUUUUCUUUCCCCUAUUGACCUUUUUUUUUUUUUAAAAGAUCUUUUUAUAGGAACGCUUUACCCCAUGAAAUGUGUUGCGUGUCCGGGUAUGCAGGUUGUGUGGGAGAAGUAACUCUGAGUCAUUUGACCCACCACCCUCUAAUUACCCAGGACUGUUUCCAGGGGUAAACUCAUGGAUUGUACAGAGGAGAUUCUUGUGUUCUUUUGGCAUUUCUCUAGUGCUGUAAGUGCUGUAUCAUACUGUCCAUGUCCUUUUGGGUGAGAGGCAUCCCGCCACAGUGCGGUGUACAUUUGGAGCAGCCUUGUGUAUAUUUACUACGAGCACACCUGUAACCAUAUGUGUAUAGUUAACAGAACCUGUGUAUGCUUAUUGCCUGGGCAACUAUUUUUUGUAACUCCUGUUGUAGAUUGUCUCUAAACAAUUGUGUGAUCUUUAUUUUGAAACCAAACUGAACAAAAAAAAAAAACUUUGAAAAUUUA
Messenger RNA from Betta splendens (Siamese fighting fish), 5471 nucleotides. It is a transcript of the gene pum1, whose product is annotated as pumilio RNA-binding family member 1. The record is from RefSeq and is a predicted model, not a curated record. Gene Ontology annotation, molecular function: mRNA 3'-UTR binding. Gene Ontology annotation, cellular component: cytoplasm; cytosol. The transcript has 23 exons. Lineage: Eukaryota; Metazoa; Chordata; Actinopteri; Anabantiformes; Osphronemidae. Gene Ontology annotation, biological process: miRNA processing; regulation of mRNA stability. The coding region runs from base 411 to 3893 and encodes 1160 amino acids.